This is a messenger RNA of Cryptomeria japonica (Japanese cedar), 1775 nucleotides long. RefSeq names its product cysteine desulfurase, mitochondrial. NCBI's taxonomy places the organism in Eukaryota, Viridiplantae, Streptophyta, Pinopsida, Cupressales, Cupressaceae. Gene Ontology annotation, biological process: [2Fe-2S] cluster assembly. Gene Ontology annotation, cellular component: cytosol; mitochondrion. The coding region runs from base 164 to 1537 and encodes 457 amino acids. The record is from RefSeq and is a predicted model, not a curated record. Gene Ontology annotation, molecular function: cysteine desulfurase activity; pyridoxal phosphate binding. The transcript has 4 exons.
AUUCUUUUGACCUUCUACUAUCACAAUUUCUCCCAACUGACAUGAACCUGAUAAAACCCCGCCACAGACGUGCAAUAUUAUAUCACUAAUCUCAUCCUCUCAUCCUGAAGGCAUACUCUGCAGCACUGUAUGUCACUGAAUUUGGCCGAAGUCGUCAAGCACAAUGGCGUCAAGAUUGUUGAAGCCCCGGCUGCUGCAGCAGGUCGUCAAAACCCUCACCAAACCCUCUGCCAUCUGUCAACAAUCCACUGCAGCAGCGGCGGUAGUGAUGCCCAUCGAAGAAACAACUGUGGAAGGGGGAAUUAAAAUGAAAGGCGUCAACAUUGCAGGGCGUCCACUGUACUUGGAUAUGCAGGCGACGUCACCCGUAGAUCCUCGCGUUCUUGACGCCAUGCUGCCGUAUUACAUGCAUCGGUAUGGAAACCCUCAUUCCAGAACUCAUCUCUACGGUUGGGAGUCAGACAAUGCGGUCGAGAAGGCUCGUGAACAGGUUGCAGGCCUUAUUGGUGCAAGCCCUAAAGAGAUCAUCUUCACCUCAGGUGCAACGGAGUCCAACAACAUAUCUGUAAAGGGUGUCAUGCACUUUUAUAGAGACAAGAAAAAGCAUGUCAUAACAACACAAACAGAACACAAAUGUGUUCUUGAUUCUUGCCGUCAUUUGCAACAAGAGGGUUUUGAUGUUACUUAUUUGCCUGUCAUGAAGGAUGGACUUGUCAACUUAGAUGAACUCAAGGCUGCCAUAAGACCUGACACAGGGCUCAUCUCUGUCAUGACUGUCAACAACGAGAUUGGUGUCAUUCAGCCAGUUGCAGAGAUUGGUGAAAUUUGCAGGCAGCACAAAAUUUUCUUUCACACUGACGCAGCACAGGCCGCUGGAAAAAUUCCUGUUAAUGUAGAUGACAUGAAGGUUGAUUUAAUGUCCCUUAGUGGACACAAAUUCUAUGGUCCAAAAGGUGUUGGGGCUCUUUAUAUCCGGCGAAGGCCUCGUGUUCGAGUUGAGCCACAGAUGAAUGGUGGGGGGCAAGAGAGGGGUUUGAGAAGUGGCACAGUUCCAACACCUUUAGCUGUGGGAAUGGGAGCUGCUGCUGAAUUGGCUUUAAAAGAAAUGGCCUUUGAUCAAAGACAUGUAACAGAAUUGCAGGACCGUUUGUUGAACGGAGUUAAGGGGCAGCUGGAUGGGGUUGUCAUCAAUGGCAGUACAGAGCACAGGUACGCUGGGAAUGUAAAUAUUUCUUUUGCAUAUGUUGAAGGGGAGAGCUUGUUAAUGGGUCUCAAGGAGGUCGCAGUUUCAAGUGGUAGUGCAUGCACUAGUGCAAGUUUGGAACCCUCUUAUGUACUGAGGGCUUUAGGAGUUGAAGAAGAUAUGGCACAUACUUCUAUUAGAUUUGGAAUUGGAAGGUUUUCUACAGCAGAGGAAAUUGACAGGGCAGUAAGUCUCACUGUUGAUCAAGUGAAGAAACUGCGAGAAAUGAGCCCACUCUGGGAAAUGGUACAAGAGGGAAUUGACAUUAAGAACAUUCAAUGGGCACAGCACUGAUUAUGUUUAUAAUUCAGGGUAUAUCUGCAGCUAGUGGGUCUGAAUUAUGAAUGCUCUAAAGUUCUUGACGUGCAAAAGAACAUUUGAAUUUUAAAGCUUUAUCGGGUGCCCUCCUGGCAUAAUCUGCAGGCCUCAUAUAGAUAUGUCUGUUCAUCAUAAUGUAAAUUAUCAAGUUUUGUUGGUAAUAUUAUGUACAAUAUGUUGGUGAAUAAAAUAGGUUUGGCUAUUUUUCAGUCUA